GGCGGAGCCGGCGCGGCAGGCCGGGCAGGGUUCCCUUCGAGGUAUCUGGGCUCCUUGGGCCUAGAAAGGCCCCUUGAGAACCGCAGGACUGGCUUUUGCAACUGGAGAAGGCUUCCAGCCGAGCCUCCCAGGCCUGGGAAAGGCCCUUCCUCUGCCAGCCCCCGCCCUCCCCACUCCGGCUCACACCUCCCUCCCUGACGCAUUUUGCCGCACAAGCUGUAAUAUGGCGGCAGCGAUGGCGGCCUGAACUCUAGGGAUCCGGGUUGAUUUUUAAUGCUUCAAAAUCGUAAGACUGAGCACUACUGCAGGAUUGCAGUCUUGGAGCCAUGGGAAUAAAGGUUCAGCGUCCUCGAUGUUUUUUUGACAUAGCCAUUAACAAUCAGCCUGCUGGAAGAGUGGUCUUUGAAUUAUUUUCAGAUGUGUGCCCCAAAACAUGUGAGAACUUUCGUUGUCUUUGUACAGGUGAAAAGGGGACAGGGAAAUCAACUCAGAAGCCAUUACAUUAUAAGAGUUGUCUAUUUCACAGAGUUGUCAAGGAUUUUAUGGUUCAAGGUGGUGACUUCAGUGAAGGAAAUGGACGAGGAGGGGAAUCUAUUUAUGGAGGAUUUUUUGAAGAUGAGAGUUUUGCUGUUAAACACAACAAAGAAUUUCUCUUGUCAAUGGCCAACAGAGGGAAAGAUACAAAUGGUUCACAGUUCUUCAUAACAACAAAACCAACUCCUCAUUUAGAUGGGCAUCAUGUUGUUUUUGGGCAAGUGAUCUCUGGUCAAGAAGUUGUAAGAGAGAUAGAAAACCAGAAAACAGAUGCAGCUAGCAAACCAUUUGCUGAGGUACGGAUACUCAGUUGUGGAGAGCUAAUUCCCAAAUCUAAAGUUAAGAAAGAAGAAAAGAAAAGGCAUAAAUCAUCAUCGUCCUCAUCAUCAUCCAGUGACUCAGAUAGCUCGAGCGAUUCCCAGUCCUCUUCUGAUUCUUCAGAUUCUGAAAGUGCUUCUGAAGAGAAAUCAAAAAAAAGAAAAAAGAAACAUAGGAAAAAUUCACGAAAACACAAGAAAGAAAAGAAGAAGCGAAAGAAAAGCAAGAAAAGUGCAUCAAGUGAAAGUGAGGCUGAAAAUCUUGAAGCACAGCCCCAGUCUACUGUCCGUCCAGAAGAGAUCCCUCCUAUACCUGAAAAUAGAUUCUUAAUGAGAAAAAGUCCUCCUAAAGCUGAUGAAAAGGAAAGGAAAAACAGAGAGCGAGAAAGAGAAAGAGAGUGUAAUCCACCUAACUCUCAGCCAGCUUCAUACCAGAGACGACUUUUAGUUACUAGAUCUGGCAGGAAAAUUAAAGGAAGAGGACCAAGGCGUUAUCGAACUCCUUCCAGGUCCAGAUCAAGGGAUCGUUUCAGACGUAGUGAGACUCCUCCACAUUGGAGGCAAGAGAUGCAGAGAGCUCAAAGAAUGAGGGUAUCAAGUGGUGAAAGAUGGAUCAAAGGGGAUAAGAGUGAGUUGAAUGAAAUUAAAGAAAAUCAAAGAAGUCCAGUUAGAGUAAAAGAGAGAAAAAUAACUGACCACAGGCAUGUGUCUGAGAGUCCAAACCGAAAAAAUGAAAAGGAAAAGAAAGUUAAAGACCAUAAAUCUGACAGCAAAGAGAGAGACAUCAGAAGAAAUUCAGAAAAAGAUGAUAAAUAUAAUAAAAACAAAGUGAAGAAAAGGGCCAAAUCUAAAAGUAGGAGUAAGAGCAAAGAGAAAUCAAAGAGUAAGGAAAGAGAUUCAAAACAUAAUAGACAUGAAGAAAAGAGGAUGAGGUCAAGGAGUAAAGAAAGGGACCAUGACAAUGUUAAACAGUCUGAGUCUAAAGGAAAAGAUGAGGAGAGGAGUAGAAGUAAAGAGAAGUCUAAACAGUUAGAAUCAAAAAGUAACGAGCAUGAUUACAAUAAAAGUAAGGAAAAGGAUAGGCAUGCACAAUCUAGGAGUAGAGAAUGUGAUAUAACUAAAGGGAAACACAGUUACAAUAGUAGAACAAGGGAACGAAGCAGAAGUAGGGACAGGAGCAGAAGAGUGCGCUCUAGAAGCCAUGACAGGGAUCGCAGCAGAAGCAAGGAGUACCAUAGAUACAGAGAACAGGAGUACAGAAGGAGAGGACGGUCACGAAGCCGAGAGAGAAGAGCAACACCAGGAAGAUCAAGAAGUAAAGAUAGGAGGAGGAGGAGGAGAGAUUCACGGAGCUCAGAGAGAGAAGAAAGUCAAAGCAGAAAUAAAGAAAAAUACAAAAACCAAGAAAGUAAGAGUUCACACAGAAAAGAAAAUUCUGAGGGUGAGAAAAGAAUGUACUCCAAAAAUCGUGAUCAUAGUAGCUCAAAUAAUAGCAGGGAAAAAAAGGCUGAUAGAGAUCAAAGUCCAUUCUCAAAAAUAAAACAAAGCAGUCAGGACAAUGAAUUAAAGUCCUCCACAUUGAAAAAUAAGGAGGAUGAGAAGACCAGAUCCUCAGUGGAAAAAGAAAACCAAAAAUCAAAGGGUCAAGAAAAUGACCAUGUACAUGAUAAGAAAUUUGAUCAUGAAUCAAGCCCUGGAACAGAUGAAGACAAAAGUGGAUGAGUGAGUUGGGUAAACUUAUUUCCAUUCUGUUCUAAAAUUUUGAGUUUUAGAGACUCGCUAAUGAAUCUCCUUUAUGUUGUUCUCCUUUUCAUUGUUUUUGGGUUAUUUUUUGUUUGUCCUUUUUUUUUUUUUUUUUUUUAAUGUGGAUUUCAUUGAGUUGAUCUUUUGAUAAUCUGCAAUCCGGAUAAUUUGUACUGCUAAAGUUUUAAUAAACUUGAAAUGAGAAAAACA
Lemur catta (Ring-tailed lemur) is the source of this 2804-nucleotide messenger RNA. It is a transcript of the gene PPIG, whose product is annotated as peptidylprolyl isomerase G. NCBI's taxonomy places the organism in Eukaryota, Metazoa, Chordata, Mammalia, Primates, Lemuridae. Gene Ontology annotation, cellular component: nucleus. The transcript is spliced from 13 exons. Gene Ontology annotation, biological process: protein folding; protein peptidyl-prolyl isomerization. The coding region runs from base 327 to 2573 and encodes 748 amino acids. Gene Ontology annotation, molecular function: peptidyl-prolyl cis-trans isomerase activity. The record is from RefSeq and is a predicted model, not a curated record.